Molecule: messenger RNA, 3981 nt
Organism: Apis florea (little honeybee)
Lineage: Eukaryota; Metazoa; Arthropoda; Insecta; Hymenoptera; Apidae
Cellular component (GO): plasma membrane
Molecular function (GO): protein binding
Source: RefSeq, a predicted model, not a curated record
UAAAAUAGAUUCGAGAUCAUCAAGCAAAUAUUUUUGCCAUAUAUCCAGGUGCCAAUAUCAAUAAUUACAUCACUGCAGUAUGUAGCGCGCUUUAGGGCGUCGAAACGGAGAGAAAAGGACCGAACGGCGAUCGAUGCAUUGAGGCGCCAGGCCCCUGAGCUCAGCCCCGUUUCGUUUCAUCACCCUCACCCCGGUAUACCUUGCAGCGAGGCUGCCCUCCGGGCUUUCCUCUACUGUGCAGUUGCGCAUCAACCUUUUCACAGUGUAGAUCUGCAUUCGGUCACUGGACUUUUCGUUUGAUACAAACGUUGUUUCCUUUUUGCUCAUUUUUUAUUUGUGAUAUAUUAUACAAUUCGUUGUAUAUAUUUUGAAAAAAAAAAGAAUCAUGUUACCGAUUUUAUUUUUUUAUAUAGAAUUCUCGAUUUGGUAUUAUUUGUAGUGAUAUUAAUUAAUAAUGUCAUAAAUAUGUCGGUUAUCAUUAUCGUCGAGAUUUGCAAUUUCGACGUGCUUGAACCAUUUUUCGAGCACACGAUCCGUUAAGUACAAAACGAUUCGGUGUCAUCGAUUCAGACUUACUAUUGUGAUGUUCGUUUCACUGACAGACGAUUAUGGAGAUAGCUGAUGCUGGUGAUGGUUAUAAACGAUUUCGUAUAACUGCUCUAGUUCUGUAUAUAUUUCUAUUUGGAUGGACAGACCGCGUGGCAGCUGGCGAUUGCGGUCUGGCCGAAUUAACUUGCCGGGAUGGGCAUUGUGUACCGAUUGACGCGUAUUGCAAUGGACGAGAUGAUUGCGGAGAUAACAGUGACGAGCCAGCAAUGUGUACACCUUGUAACCGUACGUAUCACGGACACGAAGGACGUACGUACAAAUUGGAUCUUCCGAGACCUGCCGAGGAACGUCUGCCAUUUCUUUGUCAUUUAACAUUUACCGCUGCUGGUCAGGGAUACGGUGAAUUGGUACAACUUUUAUGGGAUGCUUUCAGCGUAGGCAGAAUAGAUCCAAACACCGAUAGUUUUAUCACAAGUUGCCCAGAAGGAUCGUUGCAAUUGGCAGAAUUGGGUAGACAUUUUACUGGUGGUUCUUGGUGUGGAGUGGGAGAAGGAAAAGCUUCUUACUAUAGCGAAACCAGUACCGUCACGGCAUCCAUACGACUGUUUCAUGCACCUUCUACUGUACCAUUCGAGUUUCGUUUAAGGUAUAGAUUUGUGUCACGAAAUGAAGCUGUUGCUAGAUUGGGCAAGCCCGAACUUCCAAUUGAAAGAGGUUCUCCGGUGCCUGGUACUUACUGCUCUAGGAACUUUUAUGAAUGCCACUUGAAACAAUGUAGAUUGCAAAGUCCAAAUUAUCCUGGGGAAUAUCCAAGAAAUGCAAGCUGCUUAAUAACUAUAAGACAGAAGGAAGUGCCUACUUGUAAGCACGCUAUGAUUUCAAUAAGAUCGACACCAACUGGUCCAGUUGGUAUAACCACAGCUAAUAGUACUUUAAGCGUAUGGCAAGAUUGCCCUCUGGAAAAAGAUCAUCUUAUCUUUCGUGAUGGCGUCAGACCAGAAGAUGCGAUUUUAUUGAUUUAUUGUGGAGGACCUUUACCAAGGAUCACUGCCAGAGGUCCAACAAUGCAAGUGGAAUUUCGAAGUUCCCCAAUAGCUAUUCCUCUUGGUGCUUCUGCCUUGAGACUUGAACUAGAAAUUCAAGUGAUUUACGUUGACUCUGAUGGGCUUGAUUAUGCGAAAGGCCCACAGGGUUGCCAUUUUUUUGUAAAUGGUACUAAUAAAAGAAGCGGUAUAUUAAGAGCGCCACUUCAUGCACUGCCACCAAAUUCCAGUUGUACCUGGAAUAUUAAAGGAUCUGUCGGAGAUAGAGUAUGGAUUUAUUUUUCUUCGUACUCGCAACGAGACUUAACAGGUAGUGUCGAGAACAAUGCCAGUUCUCAAUCUGAUGUAUCUUGUGCGAUAAAAUUGAUAUUUUGGGAUGGUACUUCGACUACUGGACUUCCAAUGGCUACUCUUUGCGACGACACGCCUAAACUGUGUGCACACGCAGCUUUAAGAAAUGUCACUAGAAGUACGAGACCGUGCACACAAGAUGAAAGUUAUAUCACAGUUGCACCAUCUUUAACGUUACGUAUGGAAACAUUGUUGGGUACUGCACUUCAUACGGUUAACUUUAAUGCACAAUACGAAUUUAUCUCUACCAUUCAAGUUGGUGAACCCUGGGGAGAUGGAGUUUGCAGUAGAGUUUGGCGAAAAGUUCGAAGUGGUGAUAUAAUAUCCCCCCGUGACGUUCGUCUCUUUGGAAGGGGAGGAUCUUCAAAAUUAGAUUGCAGAUAUCGUAUAGAAGCUGGUGCUGAUGAAAGAGUGCGAUUGACAUUGCACAACGUCAGUUUAGGCGAAUCCACCACUUGUACAAGUGAACCAGAUCCUCAUACUGGCCGACCACGUUGUGUUCAGGAAAUGGGUUCCAGAGAAGCUCGUUUAAUUUUAUAUGAAGCUCCAUGGCGAGAUGUAAAGCUUCCAAGAGCUUGUUUAUGUGAUAAUACAUCGCAUCUUCCAUUGACGCACAUUUCUUCGAGCAGAGCUUUGGAGAUCACGUUUUUGAUAGAUCAACAAGCUCCGCACGAGGACUUCGAAACCCUCUUUUUUUAUGCCAGCUUCGAACUUGUCCGAUCACCCGAAUGUCCGAGAAAGCAAAGGGUACGCGGAGAAGGCGGUGAAUUACGAUUCGUGACUCCACCAUUAUCGAGGCCAGAUAUUUAUUGCGAUGGAUUACCAUGGUUGGUGGAAGCGCGCGAAAAUAGAUCCCUUUUCGUUUUAACUUGGGGCUGGUUCCUUCCUCUCGAACCAUCACCGGUAUCGGAAAUGAGCGAACAAAUCAAAUGCCCGACCACCAAUAGAAUUCUUCUUUAUUCCGGUUGGCCACCGAAACUUUUAAAAGUAGUGUGUCCCGCGGAACCAGGUGCAAGAGAAUUCACAGUUCAUGUUUUCUCCGAGGAAUGGUUAGGAGGUACUGGGGAGGGUAAAUGGCCAGGUCCGCCACGACCUCCUGCUUUUCUGCUCGACUUCGUCGCAAGGGAAUCUGGUCAGGCUGCAGCCUCCUGGCUCGAAAUUUCAAAAAGUAGAGCUGCAUUGCGUAGACAGUUACGAUUACCUGAAAGAGGAAUAGAGAACGAAACGUCAACUCACGGUGACUGUCCCCAUAAAUGUCCUGAAUUAAGCGCUUGCAUCGCGGCAAGCCUUUGGUGUGAUGGAAGACCUCAUUGUCCAUCUGGACAUGACGAAGCGAAUUGCGGUAAUGGUGCGAAAUUGCUUGGAUUACUCCCUUCAGAAAUGUGGCUCGUAUUAGCCGGUGUCGCUGGAAUCAUCGCUGCCUUUGCGUGCUUCUUUAUUAUACUGAUUAGCAGGUCAAGAGCACGUACAAAAAGACUUCAUUAUAAGGGUACAAAGAAAAGCAAUAGACCGAGACGAGCCCCAACAGAGGAAACAUUACUUGGAGCAGCAUCCUGACAACAACAACCCGGUUUCGUGGAAUAUAUCCACGUGGACCGGGAAACAACUGUUUAGCAAUAUUUCUCUGCGCUUUACCGUCCACUAACUUAACACUAUCCCCAAGCAUUAAAUUCAAGUUCAAGUAUUUUUCUUUCUAUUAGCAUUUAUCUGUAUGUUGCGUUAUUUAAUUCUUUUUACAUAUUUUAAAAUCUUCCAGUUGUUUUUAAUUAUAAUUGUUAUAUACUUGUUCGUUUAUUCAUUUUAUAUAUGGUUAUACAUACGUGGUUGUAUAUAUUUUAUCAGGAUGCAAUAGAGAGGGACAUAAAGCAUAAUCAUACACUACUUUUUUCUUUCAAAAACUUUUGAAUAAUAUUACAAACAUCAUUUUGUUAUUCAGGCAGUUAGAGUGAUAGCAAUAUCAGUGUUCUUAUUCGUGCAAUAUGAGUGUAUGAUAGAAAAAAGUGAAUGAUAAUACUCAUUAUUGCAGAAACUGCAUUAU